Tachysurus vachellii is the source of this 3731-nucleotide messenger RNA. RefSeq names its product NACHT, LRR and PYD domains-containing protein 3-like. Lineage: Eukaryota; Metazoa; Chordata; Actinopteri; Siluriformes; Bagridae. The transcript has 11 exons. Gene Ontology annotation, molecular function: protein binding. The record is from RefSeq and is a predicted model, not a curated record. Bases 200 to 3592 code for a protein of 1130 amino acids.
CCCCUCCCCCUAGUUCUCUAUAAACAUUUUGAGGAAAUAAGCAGUAAUUUAUUCAUUUUUGAACUAAAGUUUAAUCGAAUUUUGCAAACAGAUUUUUUUUUCGGAUGCUGUCAUUUAACCUCCGUGACAAAACUCAUAUAGAGGCUGCAGGAUAUUUUGUUUCAAACUAUAUUUGUUUAUCUAAAUAACAAAAGUCGGGAUGUUUCCUAUUGAUUACACAGAGCUGCAGUUUCUUCGCCUGAUGAUUGUUUUUUCUGUCUGGAUCUGGAAAAAGCGACCAGUGACUCGCACCAUCAGCUCUCAGCCAAUCGCUGACACUCCAGCCCAGUCUCCUGUUUCUCCGUCUGCUGGAUUAUCUGUUGUUGUGAAUGCUGAAAGCGGCAGCAUUGUCUCUCUUCCUGCCCUCAUUAACAGCACGUUUUCAGAUCAUGUUGCCCUCGACAUCACAGGCAGCACUACUUUCACUCAAGCUUUGAAAACACAUAGUGAAAAGGAAAUUUUGGACUUGUCUACAGAAGCUCUACAGGCAUUUCUGGCGAGUCACAAAGCCAACUUGAAGAAGAAAUAUGAGUGCAUUUUUGAGGGCAGAAAGGACAACAAAACUAAAAUACUUCUGAAGAAGGUCUACACACAGCUGUACAUCACUGAAGGAGAAUUCAAAGAAGUUAACAAAGAACAUGAGAUUCUGAAAAUUGACAAAGCUUUCAGUCUGCAGAAAUCUCAGGAAAAAACAAUCCACUGCAAUGAGAUUUUCAGUCUUCAGGGGGAAAAUGAAGACAAUAAAGUUGUGCUCACCAAAGGAAUUGCAGGAAUUGGAAAAACUGUUUCAGUGCAGAAGUUUAUUCUUGACUGGGCAGAAGGAGAAGCCAACCAAUCCAUAGACUGUGUUUUCCUCCUUCCAUUUCGAGAGAUUAAUUUGAUUAAAGAUGAAGAAUUCAGCCUGCACGAAUUACUGCAGGAAUUCUACCCUGAACUGGAAAAACUCAGCGAUACAAAUUUGUACAAAAAUCUCAAGCUUGUGUUCGUCUUCGAUGGGCUUGACGAGAGUCGUCUUCCGUUGGACUUCAGUGUCCGUAAGGUGAGAAGCGAACAAAAGAAAGCCUCUGUGAACGCUCUUAUCACAAACCUGAUUGAAGGAAAUCUGCUUCCUUCUGCAUUGGUCUGGAUCACCUCUCGGCCAGCAGCAGCCAAUCAGAUCCCCUCGCAGCAUGUGAGCUUGUUUACAGAAGUGCGAGGAUUCACUGACAAACAAAAGGAGGAGUACUUUAAAAAGAGAAUAACGGAUGUAAAUCAUGCCUCUAAAAUCAUCUCACAGAUUAAGAAAUCUCGGAGCCUCUAUAUCAUGUGCCACAUCCCCAUCUUCUGCUGGAUCACUGCUACGGUGCUUCAGGAGAUGCUGGUGCAAAGUGAUGGUGAAGAAAUUCCCACUACACUGACCGAAAUGUAUAUCCACUUCCUGCUUAUACAGAUGAACAUCAAAAACCAGAAGUAUGAUGACAAAGAAGAGCGAGAUUUAAAGAAGCUGCUGGAAAUGAACAGAGAACCGAUCCUGAAACUGGCCAAGCUGGCGUUUACACAGCUUGAGAAAGGGAACAUCAUGUUCCAUGAAGAUGACCUGAUAGAGUGUGGCAUUGAUGUCAGGAUAGAUUCAGAGUACACUGGGAUGUGUGCUGAGAUCUUUAAAGAAGAAUCUGUGCUUCACGAGAAGAAGGUUUACUGUUUCAUACAUUUGAGUAUUCAGGAGUUUCUCGCCGCACUCCAUGUUUUCGACUCCUACACCAACAAAAACAUGAAUGAGUUACAAUUUUUCUUCAAAGAUUUCCCUCCUAUAGACACCCAGCUGGAUGUUUUGCUGAAGAAGGCUGUUGAUAAAGCCAAGGACAGUGAGAAUGGCCAUUUAGAUCUCUUUCUUAGGUUUCUGUUAGGAAUUUCACUUGAGUCCAAUCAGAAACUCCUGCAAGGCAUCUUUACACAAAUACAGUUAACCAAAAAGAGCAUUAGCAGAGUGAUCCAGUUUAUUAGGCAAAAGCAGAACGUAUCUCCUGAUUUGUCCCCUGAGACAUCAAUCAAUCACUUCUUUUGUCUGAUGGAACUGAAAGACGGCUCCCUGUACAACCAAAUCAAGAAAUAUCUGUGUACAGACAAGUUUCCAGAUAGAGAAUUGUCUUCAUCAAAUUGCUCAGCUCUGGCCUACUUGAUAUUAAUGUCAGGAGACGUUUUGGAGAAACUUGACCCGAAAAAAUUCAACCCCUCUAAUUUAGCCUAUAGGAGACUCAUCCCAGCUGUGAGCUGCUUCAGAAAAGCUUGGCUUGCUGGUUGUGAGCUGACUGAAACAUGCUGGGAGACUGUGGCUUCAGCUCUAGAGGCAGAAAACUCAGUUCUGACCGAGUUGGACCUGAGCGAUAAUUACAGAGUUGAGAAGGGAGCAAAGUUUCUUUCUGAUGGACUGAGGAGUUCACACUGUAAGCUGGAGAUACUGAGGUUAGCAAGAUGCCAUUUCUCGCAGUGCAGCUGUGCUGAACUUUCUUCAGCCCUCACAUCAGUUUCAUCUUCUUUGCAUGAACUGGACCUGAGCAACAAUGACCUGCAGGACAGCGGACUGGAGCUGCUCUUUGCUGGACGGGAAAAUUUAUACUGUAAAUUACAAGUUCUGAGGCUGAGCUGGUGUAACCUCACCAAGAAGAGCUGCUCAUUCCUCUCCACUGUUCUCAAUACUUUAAAAGAGUUGGACCUUAGUAACAAUGACCUGCGGGAUUCAGGAGUGAAGCUCAUUUCUGAAGGACUCACCAAUGAACACUGCAAACUCCAGAUACUGAGGUUGUCUGGCUGUUUAGUGACAGAAGAAGGAUUUUCUUUAUUGGCAAUCGCUCUAAGUUCAAACUCCUCAUCAGUCCUGACAGAUCUCGAUCUGAGCUACAACAAUCCAGGAGAUAAAGGAGAAAAGCUGCUCUAUGAACUACCGAAUAAUCCAAACUGCAAACUGAAGACACUCAAGAUGGAACCAAAAAGUGCCCGAUUUAUCAAAGCUGGGGUCAAAAAGUAUGCCUGUGAGCUCACAUUCAACCCAAACACAGCCCACACACAACUGUGUCUGUCCGAGUCAAACAAGAAGGUCUCUUACACAGCCAAAAAUCAGCAGUACCCAGAUCACCCAGAGAGAUUUCAGGUGCAUCGACAUGUUCUGUGUAAGGAGACUCUGUGCCAUCGCUGUUACUGGGAAGUUUGUUUCGAAGACUCAUCACCAGAAAUUGGCAUCGCAUAUCCUGAUAUUCAGAGGGAAGAUAUAAACCUGCCAGUGUGGGAUGCUCACAUGAAGCUUGGGUUAAACCACGUCUCAUGGGCACUCUGUACCUUUACCAGCGAACGUUUCUUUGCCAGACACAAUUCAGAGGACACAGACAUAUACAUACUAAAGUCAAACAGGAUAGGUGUGUAUCUGGACUGGCCUGCUGGAACUCUGUCCUUUUACAGCAUCUCACCAGAUACACACUCGCUUACACACUUGCACACAUUCUGCACAGUGUUUAAGAAGCCGGUGCAUCCAGGGUUCAGUGUGGAAAGCGGCUCUCUGACCUUGUGCCAGCUGGAUUAAAUGGCAGAAUAAAGGAGUGAAUUGUUUAAUUUUUUUAAUUAAAGUUUUAUGCAUAUUUAAUGUAUUAUAAAUGUCUGGAAUCAUUUAAUUAAAGAAAUGUAAAAUAAGUCUAAAAAAAUAAAAAUAUAUAUUUCUGAAA